AAAAACAAAAAGAAAUAAUUAAAAAAAUUGAAAUCUUAAAUUAUUCUUUCUUGUCCACAGCAGCUACACUACAAUUUGUGGAAGCUAAGAAGGCACUAGAAAAAGGUGUCUUUUUUUGUUGCCUUUGCAACAUUUUCCUUGCAAAAGGAACCACCACCAUAUCAUGAGCAUCUCCACCACUGUUUUUUCUGAGCCACUCUUCAACUUCAAACGUUGUCACUACCACAGAUUAGCUACCGUUUCUCAUUCCAAGCUAAAUCAACACUCUCUCUCUUCCUCUUCUUUAUUCUCCAGUCAUAAAUAUGAUUCUUGUUCUUGGAUAUUGAAGCCACCCCAUAAGUUUUUCUCUCCAAAGUUUGAAACUUUUGCUACAGAUACAGAUACCCUUGAGUCGAUUCAGUCUUCUGAUGUCAUUUUCAAUCAGACUCAUCCUAUCAACAGAAUCGAACUGGUGGAGGGAAAGAUCUUUGUAAGAUUAGAUCAGGGAAAUGAUUUGAAGAAUUCAGAGCUUAUAGUUGGUUGCAAUCUACCAGGAAAAUGGAUUCUUCAUUGGGGAGUUUCCCGUGCGGAUGAUAUUGGAAGUGAAUGGGAUCAACCUCCCCGUGAUAUGAUACCUGCUGGAUCUAUUCCUAUAAAGGACUAUGCUAUAGAGACACCUUUGAAGAAAUCAUCAUCAUCUGAAGGAGAUACUUUUCAUGAAGUCAGGAUCGGUUUUAAACCAAGCGAUGAAAUUUCAGCAAUUAAUUUUGUUCUCAAGGACGAGGAAACUGGUGCUUGGUAUCAACACAAAGGAAGAGACUUCAAAGUUCCUCUGGUCAACUAUCUUAAGGAGGAUGCUAAUUUACUUGGACCUAAAACAGGCUUAAGUUCGUCGCAAGCUUGGAAUAGUGAACAUUUUGUCUUCUCAAUUUUGAAAAGCUCAUUAGUCAAGGCUAUAAGGGACAUAGGGCAGAUAUCUAACGUUAUCCUGAAGUCGGAAUCAACCGUUGACAAAGUUCAAGAAAACAGCAGUGAAUCCGAAAGUCCAAAAAAGGAAAAUAGUCAAGUAGAAGGUUUCAAUGUAGAACUAUCUUUAACCAAGGAAGUUACUGUCAAUAACUCUAUCAGUGUCUCCGUUAGAAAAUGCUCCGAAACAGCUAAAUAUCUUUUAGAUUUAGAAACGGAUAUACCGGGAGAUGUUUUCCUUCAUUGGGGAGCUUCUAGAGAUGAUUUAAGAAUUUGGGAAGCUCCACCUGCUCCUCAUCCACCACAAACUGUAUCGUUUAAAAAGACAGCUUUGAGAACUCAAUUAAAGUCAAGAGGCAGUGGAGAGGGAAGUUCAGUACAAGUCUCUCUUGGAGAAGAAUUUUCGGGAUUUCUUUUUGUUCUUAAGAUAAAUCAAAAUACGUGGUUAAAUAACAAUGGAAAUGAUUUUUACGUCCCUCUCCCGACUCCCGGUAGCUUAAUUAUUGGCAACAUAGAGGAUCAAUCAAAAGUCGUGAAGAGUGAAGUGACUGAAGAGACAAGCGAAGAGGAAUCUAACUCUGCAUUUACGAAUGAAAUAAUCAAUGAAAUAAGGAGUUUGGUUACAGGCAUUUCGUCUGUGAAGAGAAGAAAAACAAAAUCUAAAGAAGCACAAGAAACCAUUCUUCAAGAAAUUGAAAGGCUGGCUGCUGAAGCCUACAGUAUUUUCAGAACUUCUGUUCCAACUUUCUCAGAGGAAGUUAUUGUGGAAUCCGAGGUUGCUUUGGAAUCUGAAUCACCUGAGUUGCCACCAAAAAUAUGCUCAGGAACUGGCACGGGGUAUGAAAUAGUAUGCCAAGGGUUUAAUUGGGAAUCUAAUAAAUCUGGAAGAUGGUACAUGGAGCUUAAAGAGAAAGCAGAAGAACUAUCGUCUCUUGGCUUCACUGUGAUUUGGUUACCGCCACCUACUGAUUCUGUUUCACCGGAAGGAUACAUGCCAAGGGAUUUAUAUAAUUUAAAUUCCAGAUAUGGUAACAUUGAAGAACUGAAGGAUGUGGUGAAAACAUUUCAUAAAUUUGGAAUCAAGGUGCUAGGAGAUGCUGUUUUGAAUCACCGUUGUGCCCAACAUCAGAAUCAGAAUGGUAUUUGGAACAUAUUUGGAGGUCGUCUCAACUGGGAUGAUCGAGCAGUUGUAGCCGAUGAUCCACAUUUUCAGGGGCGGGGCAACAAGAGUAGUGGAGAUAAUUUCCAUGCGGCUCCAAACAUUGAUCACUCACAGGACUUUGUGAGAAAGGAUAUCAAAGAAUGGUUAUGCUGGCUAAGGGAUGAAAUUGGAUAUGAUGGGUGGAGGCUUGACUUUGUCAGAGGAUUUUGGGGUGGUUAUGUAAAGGACUACAUGGAUGCAACGAAACCUUACUUUUCCGUGGGAGAGUACUGGGAUUCCCUCAGUUACACGUAUGGUGAAAUGGAUCAUAAUCAAGAUGCACACAGGCAGAGGAUCGUUGACUGGAUUAGUGCUGCCGGUGGUAGUGCUGGUGCAUUUGAUGUUACAACCAAAGGAAUUCUUCACUCUGCAUUGGAAAGAUGUGAAUAUUGGCGCUUGUCAGAUCAGCAGGGAAAACCCCCCGGCGUUCUUGGAUGGUGGCCGUCUCGUGCUGUUACUUUUAUAGAAAACCAUGACACUGGUUCUACACAGGGUCACUGGAGAUUUCCCCGCGAUAAAGAAAUGCAAGGAUAUGCUUACACUCUUACUCACCCAGGAACUCCGUCGGUGUUCUUUGACCACAUUUUCUCUCACUAUAAAAAGGAAAUAGCAGCACUUCUCUCUAUUAGGAAACGGAACGGCAUCAACUGCAGAAGCAAAGUUAAAAUUCACAAGUCAGAAAGGGAUGUUUAUGCCGCUAUCAUAGACGAAAAAGUUGCUAUGAAAAUCGGUCCUGGUCAUUUUGAACCACCUAGUGGUUCACAAAACUGGUCAACAGCUUGGGAAGGAAGAGACUAUAAGAUUUGGGAGGAUGCAUCAUAAUAUAUUUAUUUAUUUUAUAUCUCAUAAGAAGUAUAUAUUAUAUUUCUUUUGAAAAAACCUUAUUGUAUAUCUCAUUGCCUUAUUCAACAAUAAGCUAUUGCAUAUUUGAAUGAUGGUGUCAGGUGUGGCAAGCUACAAUUUAAGUGAGUUUGCUGCACUGAUCCAUCAUAUUAUAGAGAAGGUUGCAGAGGGUUGGUUCAUUACACAGCUAGUGUCUGUGGCUCAUCUGAAACUAGAAAGCCUUCAUUCAAAUCAAUGAUUGAAAUUAAAUUGUGAUUUGUGACA
Molecule: messenger RNA, 3253 nt
Organism: Trifolium pratense (red clover)
Lineage: Eukaryota; Viridiplantae; Streptophyta; Magnoliopsida; Fabales; Fabaceae
Product: alpha-amylase 3, chloroplastic-like
Exons: 14
Coding region: 164-2968 (934 amino acids)
Biological process (GO): carbohydrate metabolic process
Molecular function (GO): alpha-amylase activity; calcium ion binding
Source: RefSeq, a predicted model, not a curated record